AUGGACUCAGAAUAUAAAGAUUCACUCCUAGAAAAGCAUUCAUCUCUCCUAAUCACCGAAAAUCCAGAAUGCGAAGAGUAUAUGGCCCUAUCCGAUGAAGAAUUAAUUCAAAACUUCGUUUAUGCGAUCGACAACUGCUGCCCGGAUCUUAUAUCAAGAAUUUCACAACUUAAAUGUGCAGUGCAAAAAGGCCGCAUCUUAAAUUGUCCUUUAUUUGAUGAAUUAUCAAUUUUACAAAUAUUAAAGGACAUCAUACUUACAUGGAUGACGAUUCCUAUUAAAGACAUUGCAUCUGAAAUAGUGUGCAUGUGCUUCUUCUAUCUUCCUCUUACAAAAUUAACAAUUUUCUUGAAUUCAUGUUUUUUUCAUGAACUUUACGUAGCAUGCAACCACAAUCAUCUAUAUGCCUUUAAGCUUUACGGGAAGAUAGCCACAUACGUAAAAGAGGCUCGUGAGUAUCUGUUUGAAACAUGUGGAGUUCAGGCCAUCCUGGAAAGUUAUAGACCAGACCAAAAGCAUUAUUCGGAAUCUGUUAUGUGGCUAAUAUGCUGCUGCUGUACUAUUGAUACUCCUUCCUAUCCAAUAAUUUUGGAUUUUUUGAUGGAAAAUUUAGAAAGUACAGACACAUUAACCCCGAAAAUAUUAUUUUCAAUAACUUACGCUAUAUAUUACAUAUGUAAAAAUGGCCAUGGACCCGAAAUUUACAACCAUCCUCGAUUUUCUCAGGAUUUUAUCUCUCAUAUCUUCUCGAUCUUGAAUCCUGAUGCUACAGUUAAUUUUCUACAGGCAUUAAACUAUAUUACAGUCCAAACAGAAGGCGCAUUUCAAUUACCAACUUUACAUCUCAUAAAUCUACUCAGAUCCGAAGAAAAACAAGUCUCAAAUGCUGCUGUUUUCUUUAUAACGAAUGCAAUCCGCUUAAAUAAGAAUACUUCCGCCACUUUGAUCGAUGAAAGUUUCCUUGAAGCUAUUUCGGACAUUUUGAAUGAAGAUCCAAUAUUUGUAAGAGUUGGUGCCUUGAAAAUACUCGAAGAAAUAGCUGUUGACGUUGAUCCAACAAAAAUUAUUUUAUUAUUACCACAAUUAUUCCAAUUUGUGCCAGAUGGAACUUUGGAAAGUACAAAAUUGGCUCUAAACAUAAUUUACACAUCGUUGAGUGCUUGUAGUGACCAAAAUUUGCUGGAAGAAGUGAAAAAUAAAAUUAUUGAAGAUGAUGGCGUUGAAUCUUUGAAUGAAUGCCUUGAUAUACCUGAGGUAGAAUCUAUGGCAGAAAUGAUCCUCAAAUUUUUCGAAGAAUGA
Messenger RNA from Trichomonas vaginalis G3, 1299 nucleotides. RefSeq names its product armadillo (ARM) repeat-containing protein family. Bases 1 to 1299 code for a protein of 432 amino acids. The record is from RefSeq and is a predicted model, not a curated record. The transcript has a single exon. NCBI's taxonomy places the organism in Eukaryota, Parabasalia, Trichomonadida, Trichomonadidae.